Molecule: messenger RNA, 5512 nt
Organism: Oryzias melastigma (Indian medaka)
Lineage: Eukaryota; Metazoa; Chordata; Actinopteri; Beloniformes; Adrianichthyidae
Gene: insrb
Product: insulin receptor b
Exons: 22
Coding region: 1030-5235 (1401 amino acids)
Biological process (GO): protein autophosphorylation; positive regulation of kinase activity; multicellular organism development
Cellular component (GO): membrane; axon; insulin receptor complex
Molecular function (GO): ATP binding; phosphatidylinositol 3-kinase binding; insulin receptor activity
Source: RefSeq, a predicted model, not a curated record
AGAAAAAGAGACGGAGAGGGGGAACCUGAGGGAGAGCGAUAGCUAAAGCGGAACGGGAAUCCAAGUUUUCACUCUUGACCCGUCUUUUUACGCCUUUCUUCGGUCGAUUUACCUCAUUUUCUUCUGACUGUAGCAAACAGGACGGUCACUUUGCGCGUAUUUUCGGGGGGUAAAUUUCCCAACUCCGUCGCUGCCGCCGAAGCCUCGUUUGUUUUGGAUUAGCCAGCUAACGCUAGCUGUUUUCCCCCCUCCAUCGGCUAACGUUAAUCUGAGAAAAGCAACGGGCAGCGUGGUGGAGAGUUCACCCACUUCCCGGAGCCGUGCGGGGGAAAAAACGGAGGUUAUUUCUGCGGUUUCAUUCGUCGUGAUUUGUGGGGAAAGAAGUGGCGGCUUUUCCCUGGAUUUUUUUUUCCCUUUCUGUCGCUUCGUCGUUUUCUGGAUGUUCGUUCGUUUGCGGCGUGGUGGUCAGCGGGGGUGAAGGAGUUCAGAGGAAGGUCGUAGUGCUGGAGAAAGCUUUUUUUCCACCCUUUGCUGUGAGUUUCCUGGGAUGUCCAUCUGAAAAAGGUGAAUUUAUCAGAAGAUAUAAAAAGCAGAAGACAUCAGGAAGCUUCUUCAACUUCAGCUGACGAGAAGUCUGCAGGAGGGGAAAAAAACACUUUUUUUUUACACAUCUCUGGAGCUGUGCAUUAAAAAAGAAGAAUCCUAGUGGACACUCCGAGUGUGGAAUAUUGAUUUUUCUUUUUUGACCACCAAUAUCCACCAGAUGAACGCGGAUUGUCGCCUUCACGUGUGGAAAAUGAUCAUUUUUACACCUAAACGUGCUGCCAGAACCCAAGAUCACGUUAUUUAGUGGCCUGCUCGGUUGUUUUUGUUUUCACAAAAAAAAAACUAACCUUCAUCACAAACUUAUACAUUUAUUCCUCCCUCUUUACGGGGGGAGGUUGAAGUGGAACUUUUUAAUUUUUUCUUUUUUUUUUCUUCUUCUUUAUAUUGACUCCGAAUGAAGAUUUCAAGAUUAGAUUUUCUUAAAUGCCUAACGAGGGAAGCACACAUUCAGUCAAAAUGAAGAGACUGACGCUGCCCGCACAAAUUGUGUUUUUUAUCUUCUGCACCUGCAUCAUAUGCCAUUGUGGACUAAUAAACGGAGAGAUCUGUCCAAGUAAAGACAUCCGGAACCAUGUGACCAACUUCCAGCGGUUGGAGAACUGCACCAUCAUCGAGGGCCACCUCAAGAUCCUGCUGAUGUUUAAGACCAGGAGCGAGGACUUCAGGGGCCUCAGCUUCCCCAAGCUGCAGGUGGUGACUGACUAUGUCCUGCUGUUCAGAGUCUACGGCCUCGAGACCCUCAGCGAUCUCUUCCCCAACCUGACCGUGAUCCGCGGCAACAACCUGUUCUUCAACUACGCUCUUGUGAUUUACGAGAUGCGGGACCUCAAGGAAAUGGGCCUCUACAGCCUGAUGAACAUCACCCGCGGCUCCGUGAGAAUCGAGGAGAACUCCGACCUGUGCUACCUGUCCACCUUAGACUGGUCCAAGAUCUUGGACUCGGUGGAGGACAACUUCAUCGUGGGGAACAAAGACGAGCGAGAGUGUGGAGACCUGUGUCCUGGCACCGCCGAGGGCCGAACCAUCUGUCCCCAGACCACCAUCAACGGACGCUACAAAGCAAGAUGCUGGUCGCAGAAACACUGUCAGCGAACCUGUCUGGACAAAUGUAAGCACGGCGCCUGCAACAGCCGGGGUCAGUGCUGCCACGACCAGUGUCUGGGAAGCUGCAGCGAGCCGGGCAACGCCAGCAGCUGUGUGGCCUGCAGGAACCUCCAGCAUGGAAACACCUGCGUGGACAAAUGUCCUCCGGGAUACUACGUCUUCAGAGGGUGGCGCUGCGUCAGCUUCUCUUUUUGCCAGGAACGCCACAACCAGUGUUCACAAAUCAAAAAGCAGAACCAGGACCGGGAGGCGGGCUGCUUCGAAUACGUCAUCCACGAAGGCGCCUGUAUCCCCGAGUGUCCGUCCGGAUACACGACCCCGAACUCCACCAUGUUGACCUGUUUGCCGUGUGCCGGUCCGUGUCCUAAACUGUGCGUCGGAAAUAAGACGAUUGACUCGGUGACCUCAGCCCAGGCGUUACGAGGCUGCACUGUUCUUCACGGGAACAUGAUCAUAAAGAUAAGAGGAGGAAAUAACAUAGCGGCCGAGCUGGAGUCCAGUCUGGGGCAGAUCGAGGAGAUUACCGGCUACCUGAUGGUGCGCAGAGCCUACGCCUUGGUGUCGCUCUCCUUUCUGAGAAAACUGCGAACCAUUAGGGGGGAGCACCUCGAGGGAGAUACGUAUGCUUUCUACGCGCUGGACAACCAGAACCUCCGAGAAUUGUGGGAUUGGUCCAAGCACAACCUGACCAUCGAGAGCGGCCGGACCUUCUUCCACUACAACUCGAAGCUCUGCAUGUCUGAGAUCAGGAAGAUGGAGGAGGUAACGGGCGCCAAGGAGCGCAACCUGAAGAACGACAUCGCCGUCCGGACCAACGGAGACCAAGCUUCCUGUGAGACGCAGCUUCUGAACUUCACCUACAUCAAGACCUCGUGUAAGAUGAUCAUGCUGAGGUGGGAUGCCUUUUGGCCGUCGGACUUCAGAGACCUGCUGGGAUUCAUGGUUCUCUACAAAGAGGCGCCGUACAAGAACGUGACGGAGUUUGACGGACAGGACGCCUGCGGUUCAAACAGCUGGAUGAUCGCAGACGUCGACCCCCCACCUCGCCCCACCACCGGCAAAGAACCGGAGCAACCGCGGCACCUGAUCGGGCCGCUAAAACCCUGGACGCAGUACGCCAUCAUGGUCAAGACCCAGCUCUCUGCGUCCGACGAGCAUCAGGUCCACGGAGCCAAAAGCGAGAUCAUUUACGUCCGGACCAACUCCUCCAAACCUUCAGUCCCUCUGGACCCCGUGUCCUCGUCAAACUCAUCCUCCGAGAUCAUCCUGAAGUGGAAACCUCCCACCAGCCCAAACGGCAACAUCACGCACUACAAGGUCAUCUAUCGGAGGCAGCUGGAGGACAGCGACCUCUUCAAGUUCGACUACUGCCUCCAAGGUGAGCGUCUGCCACGCCGACCUGCAAACCCGCCGCUCCCGCCGUUUACAUUUCCUUCUCUGUCCCUCGCAGCCACAAAGCUGCCGUCUCGCAUGCCGACGUACAAGGACAUCCAGGACGAGCAGAAGUGGAACCACACGGACGAGCCCGCCACGGGGGGGAAGUGCUGCGAGUGCCCCAAGACGGACAGCCAGCUGAAGAAGGAGCAGGAAGAGAUCGAGUUCCGCAAGACCUUCGAGAACUACCUCCACAACGAAGUCUUCGAGAGCAGACCGUCUCGCCGCCGCCGUUCAGUGGGGGUUGCGAACGCCACGUACCCUCCUCUGUUUCUGUCCACCAUGUCCAGCAUUGAGGCCAACGCCACCACUGUGUUCCCCGACGAUGAAGACAGCUCUAAGGUGGAGCUAAAAGUUUUCUCAAAGGAAUCGACCGUCAUCGGUAACCUGCAUUACUUCACAAGCUACAAGAUCGAGAUCAUAGCGUGCAAUCAUCCCACAGACCCUGAAGCCUGCAGUCUGGCCACGUUUCUCAGUGAAAGAACCAUGCCGGAGGAAAAAGCAGACAACAUUCCGGGCCAAGUGACCCAUGAGAUCGUGAUGACCGAGCCUCCCUAUGUGUUAAUUAAGUGGAACGCUCCUCCCGCGCCCAACGGACUCAUCAUUUUAUACGAGGUGUUCUACAGGAGGGUGGAGGAGAAGGAGGAACAAACCCUUUGUGUGUCCCGGCCCGCUUACCUGAAAACCAACGGCACCAAACUCCCCCUCGUGCAGCCCGGAAACUACAGCGUGAGGGUCCGCGCCACGUCCCUGGCUGGAAACGGCUCUUUCACCGAAACUAUUUACUUCUUCAUGCCGCAUUCCAAUCCUGGGUUGGUUUGGAUAGUGAGCGGUCCGGUCAUCUGCUUCAUCCUGCUGCUGUUUGUGGGGGCCGGCGUCUUCGUGGUCAUCAAGAAGAGGCAAACAGAAGGACCUCUAGGAGACCUCAUCACUUCACCAAACCCAGAGUACUUCAGUGCAAACGACAUGUACGUUCCUGACGAGUGGGAGGUUCCCCGGGAAAAGAUCACGCUGCUCCGAGAGCUGGGUCAGGGCUCCUUCGGGAUGGUGUACGAGGGAAUCGCCAAAGACAUCGUCAAAGGAGAUCUGGAGACCCACGUGGCCGUCAAGACGGUCAACGAGUCGGCCAGCCUGCGGGAGCGGAUCGAGUUCCUCAACGAGGCGUCCGUCAUGAAGGCCUUCAGCUGUCACCACGUGGUCCGACUCCUGGGGGUGGUGUCUAAAGGUCAGCCCACCCUGGUGGUGAUGGAGCUGAUGACUCAUGGGGACUUGAAGAGCUACCUGCGCAGUCUGAGGCCGGACUCUGAGAACAACCCGUCGGGCGCUCCGCCACCUUCCCUGAAAGACAUGCUCCAGAUGGCAGCAGAGAUUGCGGACGGCAUGGCGUACCUCAACGCCAAGAAGUUCGUCCACAGAGAUUUGGCAGCCAGGAACUGCAUGGUGGCAGAGGACUUCACCGUCAAGAUCGGCGACUUCGGCAUGACGCGAGACAUUUACGAGACGGACUACUACCGUAAAGGAGGGAAGGGUCUACUUCCUGUCAGGUGGAUGGCCCCGGAGUCCCUGAAGGACGGCGUCUUCACCGCUCACUCCGACUGCUGGUCCUUCGGCGUUGUGAUGUGGGAGAUCAGCACUCUUGCCGAGCAGCCUUAUCAGGGCCUCUCCAACGAGCAGGUCCUGAAGUUCGUCAUGGAUGGAGGAUUCCUGGACCGGCCAGAUAAUUGUCCAGAGAGGAUGCACAGCCUCAUGCAGAUGUGCUGGCAGUACAACCCCAAGAUGCGGCCGACGUUCCUGGAGAUCAUCGACAUGCUGCGGGACGACCUGCACCCCACCUUCCACGAGGUGUCCUUCUUCCACAGCGAGGACAACAAAGUCCCGGAGACGGAGGAGUUCGACCUGGACCUGGACAACAUGGAGAGCAUCCCUCUGGACCCGUCGUCGUACUCCCAGAGGGAGGAGAGCCUGAGCAGAGACAGCGUCCCCUCGGUGGGGCUGAGGGGGAACUACGAGGAGCACGUCCCCUACACACACAUGAACGGUGGCAAGAAAAACGGGAGAAUACUGUCGCUACCCCGAUCCAGCCCUUCCUAACAUUAGCUGUCGGCCGAAAGACUCUUCUCUUCCUGUGUCGUUUUGGAAUGAUUUUCUUGGAGGAACCCUUCAGGAAAAAACACAAACGUAUCUCAGGACUUGUUCUUUUUUUUCUUCUUCCUUGUGUGUCCCGAAUGGACGGGCAAGGGGUGCAAAUACUUUUUUUUAUUCUAAUAAGCUUGCUCCCUGACACAUCAGACGUCAAAACGAGAAUCUUUCACUAUCGUCAUGUUUCCAUGACUCCUGAAACACUGAGGGGUUGUUUGUGUGUGUGUGU